Messenger RNA from Paramuricea clavata, 12944 nucleotides. The record is from the annotation of a GenBank genome assembly. Lineage: Eukaryota; Metazoa; Cnidaria; Anthozoa; Malacalcyonacea; Plexauridae.
AUGCUUUGCUCGUCUCGUUUGUGGAAGGACCUCGCUCAAAGAGAAUUGACCCAAAGAAAGUAUUUUGUCAGUCGGGUGUUCAAAUGUCGCAAAGACGAACUGACCUUCCAGGUAUGUUGUCUUAAUUAUGCAGAAGGUAUCGGGUGAUUCGGGUCGUUUCGUACUCAACUACAUGGUCACAGAAAGGAUGUCAUCUGACCCCUAAAUUCAACAUUUUUUGGGGGGGGGGGGCGUGGUGACAUGCUUAAAAUUAAUCCUCUAUUUUACUUUUCUUAGAUUGUGAUUGAUGACAUCCGAAAGCAAAUUCUUGAAUUUUUGAAUGACAUUGAUAUAGUUCCAUCCGCUAUGGUUAUGUUGUGUUAUGAAAUAUUUGAUCCAAUGACAUUGGCCGAGUUCAGAAAAAAGCUUCUCUCAAAGAUCACCAAUAACCUUCCCAAGGAUUGUAUUGUUAUUGGUGCGAGAGAAGUGGGUGGCAUUAUUGGAGAGACAAAUUUCGGGUGUCCUGUUGUGCGAAAAAGUUUAAGUGAACAGCUCUCUGUUCUUUUUAUUCCAAAGGUCAAAAAUGUUAAUGUGAAUCAUUUUCAAGUGAAAAUAAAGGAAAUAAAAGACAAUGAAGAAGAAUGGCGAGCCAAACUUGAUCAUCUUGUGAACAAAGACAUUAAAUUUUUGUUUUUGAUUGGGGCAAAAACACCUCCAAAAAAUAUAAAUUGCAUUUGGUCAAACACAGUUAAGGUAUCAUGGUAUCUUGUUACUGUCAAUUCUUGUUAUAACAGACAAAUUAACAUAAUGUCCAACAAAAACAUAACACAAUGACUUCUAUUUAGUUUCCAGCUUGACCAUCCUAUCUUGAUAGACUAUGAAUCAUUUCAUGAACAGGACAAGCUUUCGUUGGUAGAGAUGCAACUACCUGAAACUAUACUAGGGGUGCACCGGAUUUGGAAUUUUCAAAUCCAGCCGGAACCGGAUUUACCGGAUUUGGACAAAAAUUCCGGCCAGAAUUCCGGCCGGAUUUGAGAUAAACCGGUAAUGGGAACAAUUGGGGAUAAAUCAGUAUUCAAAAUGGCGGUUUAUGUUUUUUACUAUUUUUAGUUAGUGUCAGUUUAGAUUUUUGACUGUGUUUAAACCUUUUUUAAAUAUAUUUUUGUUAAUAACUUAAUAUUUUAAAAUAGUAUAAGUUUUUUUUUAACUUUAAAGCUGCCAAAUUGAUGGUUUAUCCCAUCCUUGGUGAAUUUUUUAAGGUGAAAACAGAAAUUUAAAUCCGGCCGGAUUUUCUCCAAAUCCGGCCGGAUGCCGGAAAAUUCGUUAAAUCCGGCCGGAAUUCCGGCCGGAUUUCAAAUCCGGUGCACCCCGAAACUAUACAAUGUUUCAAACGGUCCGUAAUAUCGGGCUGUCCACAAGGUGGAAGUUGACUGUAUCAUGCACUUGCACUCAGUACCUGGCAGGUUUUGGCCUAUUUAUAUGAAGGCCGGUUUUCUUUUUCAAUAAUUUCCAGUAAACUUCAUAGCAUUUGAAUUCAAGAAGACAAAAACAAAAGUGUCAAUAAUUUUCUGAUAGGGGCGCUACCUGUAGAUUGACAUUUUCAGCACUGUAGGAAUACAUUUUAUGUAAAAUGCAUCAUGUAAACAGUCACCCGGGAAAAUGAUAGCCGGGAUCUCGCCAUUGCCAGGCAAAUAUAGCCUUUCUACAGAAAACAUUAAUUGGGUCGUUCCAAAAAAGAUCCUCACUCCCCUCAUGGAGGAAAUUUCUGGAGGGAGAGGGGAGACAAUUUUUUUUUUGAUAAUAGUUUAUGUAUUAGGACAAUCGAAGGGGGUAGGGGGUUAACUUAAGUUUCCUCCAUGGGGGUGGUAUGGAUGUUUUCUGGAAUGACCCAUUCUUGGAUUUUGCUGACAGGAAGCAUAUAUCAAUCAUGUGUUAUUUUUGUUGCUGUAUUCGUUCUUCUUUAAAAUUUUGUGGAAAACAGCAUCAUUUGUCAAAGCAUUAAAACAUUCUGUGUAUUUUUUUGUAGAUUCUUGGAAAACAAGUUGUUGUUGGUGGUGGUUUAGCCAAACCUUUUGCAGUUGUUAACAAUAAAGUAGUAUCGAGCAGCAUCACAGGUUUGGCAAUUGGUGGAAAUAUUGAAGCAAGCAAUGUUGUUGAAGAUGGAGGUUCAGAAAUUAAGCAAUUGCUUCAAAGAAUGCCAAUAUUAAAUCAGUCUCGUGUCCUGCAUUCCACAGCCUGUUUUCUUACGCCGUGUGUUUCGCUAGCAUUCUCCCGUAUUGACGAGGAAACUUCUCAGGUCAGAAAAGCAUUUCCACACAUGAAAAUAUUUGGAUUUCUUGGCUUUGGUGAAAUUGGAACAGAAUCGCGUCAAAGAUAUGAAGACAAUAAGAAAUCGCCUAACGUUUUACACUAUUACAGUAUCUCAUUAAGUAUCUUGAAGCUUUUAUAGUGUUCAUUCUGGACAGGCUGGAAAUCACUGGCUGAAUGUUUGGGUUGGGUUUUGGGUCUUAUUGCUGAGCCUAAGGUGCAAAGCUCCAUUCUGGACAUUACCCUUCACCUGCGUAGCAGGUGGCUUCCCACCUUUGCUUGCCAAAAUGUAUUCAAUGUAUUUAUUUUACCGAAUUUACCCACUAAUACCGCAGGCAUUUUACACCUGGGAAUAGGAAAUCAGUAUCUUGUAUGGAAUUAGAUAGUCAUAUUAUUGCAUCAAUGUACAUAAAAAGUACCAUAGUAUUAACAUUUUGUGCCUUGUACAUAUAAAUUAAUUAAAUCCUUUGUAUUGCUACAAAAUCACUGCAAACUGCCUAAUGAAAUUUCAAGGAAAUACAGUAACGUAUAUUAAUAUAAAGAAUUUAGAAGAGAAAUUUUGAUACAAAAAUGAGAAAUUUUGUUUUUGAAAGUGGAAGCACUGCAAGAACGAAGUGAAAAACAAGGCGCCAAAAUUCAAGACUCCGCUUGUGAUUUGUGCUCUCCAUAAUAAAAUGGAAUUCCCAAUACUUUCUUACGAGGAGGCAACAACAAAUUGUCGAGAACUUUUCAAUGUUAAUAUUGCUGAAGAAGACUUGAGAAAACCCACUGUAAGUUAUGCUUGAUGAAAAGCAUGAUAAUUUUUAUAGAGCUCAUUAAUUAAACGGCGUUUUUAUAUGAUGUGUAUAUUUAUAGCCCCCAAACAGUUUGUAUACUUGACAGCUUGUCUGACUCCGACCAUUCGAGAGUUCGUAUACUAUCGUACAACAUUUCGCUUUCUGUCUACAAAGGUUCAUGUCCAUGAUAUAUUAUGAUUUUAUACUUAAAAAUUUCACUUCGUUGUACAUAAUUUUGCAUUGUUAUUAAUAUCAACAAUGUUCAAUAUAUUGUAUACUAUUAAAUCUAAAACGUUUGUUGGUAGAGGUGCAACUACCUGAAAAUACAAGGAGAAAUUCGACGUUUAGAGCGAAUGCCCUUUGUCGGGAAGUUAUUAGCAGGGGUCCACCCCGUUUGUUAGUCCUGCCCCUGCUACUAACUACCUGACAGAUGCCGUUUGCUUGGAACGUCAAAUUUUUCCUUGUAUUUUUUAGGUAGUUGUAUUCCAGUGUGCAUUCCAUGCCGGAUAUAUCCGGCGCGAGGUUACAAAAUUGUUGACGUAAUGGCGUGAGAUCACUCGAAAAGAAGUGAUUAGUUUGUACCUGAUUUCAUGGCCACAUGUAAAUUGACAGUAUAACUACACGAAUCACCAUAUUAGCUAUUUUCAAUACAUGGAUUUAAGUCCCCAAAAUUGAAAAUCUCAGAUGUAUUGGCGUAUCUCAGGCGUAGAGUUUACAUGGAAUGCACCCUGGGUUGUAUUCCUAUCAACAAAAGUUUUAUUAUUGGUACCAGCUACACUGGCACUGUAGACAGUUCAAGAUUAUAUACUAAUUAAUUUGCUCAUGUGUCUAAUCAAUUAACCCAUUGAGUUGCAUUACACCUACUUUAUUAUUUUACUCUGCUCAACUGACAACACCAGAUGAUUUUACUCGUCAAUGAUGGGAGAGCGCUGACACUCAAUGGGUUAAUCAAGAUAUGUCUAGUUAAAUUCAGUGAGUUACAUUGUACCCCAAUGUACCCAACAUUGUUAUUUUACUCUGUCCAAUACCAGAUGAUUUUACUUGGCAGGUGCUGACGCCCAAUCCCAAUGGGUUAAUCAGACUAUAUGCCCAUGUGUUUAGUUUUAACCUGUUGCGUUGCACCCUACUAAAUAUGUUACUCUGUCUAAUAUGCCACUCAUUAGAUUAAUUGUCACAUGCAAUAUAUAUGACUAAUAGUUUGCAAAUGAAGCUCUAUUCUACUUUUUAUGCAGCCACAUUUUGUAAAGAAACUUUACUUGGAUAUCGUUACAGUAUCAAUGCAUAUAUCUAGUGAGCAAAUGGUCCAGGUAAGUGAACAGUUGUGUGUGUGUUUGCUGUUGGCACGAUAAAGCACACAAAUAACUUUACAAAUAAUUAUUAGACUAAGUGUACAAUGAUCAAUGUCUUAUAUAUCUGACCAUAACUUUGGUCUGGUAUCUUGUCAGUCAGAACAACUUUUCAGAGUUAUAUAAUAUUGAACCUGGGCAGCGAUAAAAAUCAUUGUGAAAAUAUCAAGGAAAUAUCUUAGGAAAUGUUCUGUUUCAGAAAAGAAAAUUGAAUUUUUAAAUAAUCAUGUAAUUCAGCAAUUUUCAAAAUUUGUUUUAGCCACACUUCAAAUUUCUCAGUGCAUUUCAGCAUCUUGACAUUGUUGAAGAAGGAGCAUCCUUUAUAUUUUUUACAAUUUUUUUGUAAGUAAAAUUUAUUAAGUUUCUGUAAGGGGCAGACCAUUAGAAAAGUGAUGGGGGGGGGGGGAAGCAAAAAUAAAAUCGAGCAGGGGAAACAGAAAGAAAAAGAAUUCGUACACCAAAAAAGUUUGAAAAAAAAAUUCGUUCAGAGACUUUUCAAUAGGGAAAAUUAUAAGUUGAAAUAGAAAAAAUUUGUGCAAGGGAUUAUAUUUAAAAAAAUUAUCGACACAAGCAAAAAAUAUUCGUACAAGUUGAAAAAGUCCCCCCCCCCCGUCACUUUCUAAUGGUCCGCCCCUAAGGCUACUAAGGGGCUUCAGUGAUGCAAUCAGGUCAAAAAAAAAUAUGUGGGUUUCCGGUUUCCCGACCCUACCUAGCUUUUCGACGUCGAAAUGCCGACCCUAAACUUUUUUAUUGGAUCAUGCUUGUGGAAAAUUGAAAUUUGAGGCAAUAUCUGUGGCAAUAUUAGGGAAAUUUAUCUUUGGAUGUGGAAGCACUGACUAAACAAAAUGGCGUCCGCUUAUUCGGAAAAUUUAAAAAAAAGUUUAAAAAAAAAGUUAAAACCGUCCUACCCUACCUAAGUUUUUAUAAGAAGAAACCGGAAACCCACAUAUUUUUUUUUUGCCUCAUCAAGAUAAAGUGCUAUUCACCUUGAGAUCAUGGGUUUGACGGACUCACGACACUUAAGAGUCGACACUCCACUGAAAGUCGUGGAUGUUCUCUCCAUGACCAUGACAUGUGCUCCCCACAGGGAAUGUUGGGUUGGGAUUAGCCCCUAACUGAUCCUUCCACCAUGUACAGUAGCUGUGCUUCACGUACGAUCAGACAUGAGUCAUAACAUAAGUGUGUGUUAGCCAGAGGCGCCCUUUGUACGCCUUCCACUUGAUCAGGUUGAGCUGCCGAUCCUUAGCUUAGAGUUUUUUCACAACUCUGUAAUCGGAUAAACUAGGUUGCUGUUGUGAACGCGACAUUGCCUAUCGCUCAGUCAUCGUUUUCCGCCUUGUUUAGGCAAAGAUACAUGCAUGUUUGUUUGGUUAAAGAUUUCUCCAAGAAUGAUCUUUCAAAUCCAAGUAAGUUGGUCAGUGGAGGGAUUGCCUAUUGGAACCAAUGACCAUAUAUCUUUCCUACAGUACAUAACGGUUUCCCGACCCUAUAUACCUAGCUUUUGGCCACUGAAAUCAGUAAAUCAGCGACCCUAAUCUUUUCAUCUGAACUUUGUGCAGAGUUUGGAGCAAUUUUCUUGCAGCAUGACCAUUUACUGCUUGUAGUUAUUUAAUUUGCACUAAACGAAUUUUUAUUGACUGACGUUGUCUAGAGCCAAAACGCACUUUGGAUUGUAUAAGGUAUGUUAAGGUGUAUGAUAUGAAUAGGGCAGUUAUUUUUAUCAUUGAUUUUAUGCAAAAACACUUUGCAAAAUAAAAAAUAAUGAUGUUCUUCAUUGUUAAACCAUAAAAAUUGAUGUGUUAACAUGACCUGAAUGAUUCUCUCUAGUGCUAUAAUAAACUACGAAAAAUUCAAACGCAGUCAGGAUCCGUAUUUUGACACAGCAAUGGAAGAGAGGGUAAAUAAAUGCGUACAAUAACCAUUGUUAUAGAACUAGUGCUUAAACUAAACGUGAUUGGCAGAUUUGUGGUCACGUGGACUUAGAUAAAUGUAAUGUAUCAUCCCGCCGGGCAUGCCACAAGUGAAAAACUGUUGCUCACUCAACAGGCAAUUUGCAUUUUUCAUUUGCCAGGAUUCAUUAUUCGAACAGAAAACUCAACUAUUGAGCAAAAACCAGGAACUGAAGCUGAAAAUUGCGCAAAUCAGGUACCGUAAGGAUUUAAUUUAAAUAAAAGAAAUAAUUUAAACUUGAGGUAUAAAUACAAUCAAAUUGUCGUGGGACAGAAAUCUCCCCACUGACGAUCCGUCACUCAUCGAUGUUUAUUUUAGGGCAGCAAGAAGCGAAGAUGAGGAGAAAGUACAACAGGUAGGUACACGUCUUGGAUUUUUAUUCAGUUUUUUGCGACUUUGCCUAUAUGUAAAAAUUUGGAAUAUCAUUACGGUGUAAACCAUCCUUCCUUUGCCAGUUGCUGCCAGUUGUUGACGAUCUGGAGAGAACUGUGUACGAGUUAAACAAGCAACAGGUUGGUGGAAUUCUAAGUACUAUUUAAAACAUGAUAAAUAAAGUAAAUAAAUUUGAUGACCUCCAAAAUCAUAUACUCAUCCAAUUUUGUUUAUUUGGUUGUAUUUUAUGUUACUUUUAGUCAUCCGACUUCAAAGAAACCCAACAACGAAAAACCGAGAUAGCCGAACUAACGUCGAAGGAGGUAAUUCACUGAAAUUUUAUUUUGUUUUUUUGGGCUUUGUCAUGAUUCGGGACUUCAGUGGCUGGCACAAUUGCCAGAGCAAACGCCUUUCUGGCCCAUAUAUGUGUCUUAACCUUUACCUUACCUCAUCCCCUUUCCUUUUCUAAUGGUCCCUAACCCGGUCCAGAUAUAUAAUAAGACAUGUUAUUCUCGAAAACCUCUACUUAACUUUUUUUUCUUUGUACUUUUAUCAGGCUGAAUUAAAAGUGCUCAUUGCCAACAACAUUGAAGAAUGUGAAAAAUUUAAAGCCCAAAUUGUCACAUCUCCAGAGAAAUUCCGUAAGGUAAGAAUAAUCUUUGAAAGGGCGACAGUUUUUUUAACCAUAUAUUUGAAUUAUUUUUGAACCCAAUUAAACGGUACAUGCAAACUAUUAUGGUAUAGGUAUUACAGGCAGCCCAUUUUGACUCAAAUAUUUGACUAAAUAAUAAAACUGUCUGCCUUGUUAAAUGUCGCGGAAAUAUAAUAAAUGUCUGGAUGACAAUACUGUAGUUCUGCUUGCCUUUUACGACCGACAUUACUCAUUGCAUAUAGUAAUUAGUAAUAUAUUUCAUUAUUUAGGAGUAAAUUUUAUUUAAAAAAUUUAGUCAAAUAUCUUGUCUCCAGUCAUUGGGCUGUCAUGUUCGUUUCGAAUAAACAUUUUAUUUGCAUUGGAUAAGAGAACUUGGAAUUUUUCACAUCUUGUUAUUUCAGGAAGUAAGCCGAAUGGACGACGCAAUAAAUGCUUGCAAAGAUUCAAUUGCAGAGAAAGGUAAAAAAUUAUUGGAAAAGAAGAACCAAGAAGAAUCCAUUGAUUUACUUGAGGAGGUAUCUAGUCUCGACGUAUUGAUGUUUUAACAAUUAGUAGCGUUUGAGCCUGUUAAACAGCUUAUUAAGGUUUUUUGUUGGUUUUUGUUUGUUUGUUUGUUUGUUUGUUUGUUUGUUUGUUUGUUUGUUUGUUUGUUUGUUUGUUUGUUUGUUUGUUUGUUUGUUUGUUUUAUUACCAGUCUGCCUGGCCGUUAAAUAUUUAAAAUCAUCCAAAAUGAAAGAAUACCAGAAGUCAGUUUGGGAAGGUUUACAUGUUCCAUCUUUUUCGGAACAGGACGGGAUGGAAGGGUGUGUGCGUGAACAUAGACGAUAUGACCGAUGUCAAAACUAUAUGUAAAAAUGCUACUAUAUGUAAAAGUGUGCCGGCUUUCAACCAUGGUUUCGUCUUUUCUAUAUUUUUCCAUCUUGUUGAUUGGUUAUUUUUUUCAUCGUGUGACUGCCUUUGUAUCUUUAUCAAACUUUUCUUUCCUCCAUAUGCAUCUUGGCUCAUAAGUCAUAAUCGAAUCGUGCACAAUUUAAAUAAUAAUUAACAAUUAUUGAAUGAGGUUGAACACGAUAUGAAGAAUUAUCAAGCCCGAAGUUUGCCGUUAUCAACCGAAGCCGAAGGCUGAGGUUGAUAACGGCAAGCUAAGGGCUUGAUAAUUCUUCAUAUUGUGUGAAAACCGAAUUCAAUAAUUGUUUUAUUAUUUAUUUAAAAAAUUCAAAACAAACGGUCAUCCAUUUGUUCGCCCGCGUUAAUAAUCAGCCAAACAAGAAUUAGGAAAAGUGUUCUUACCUAUUCUAGAAGCUUUUGUUUAUCUUUUUGUAUUUAACGAAUCUUUAUCUUCCAGUAAUUUUUGAAUUUCGGCUUCGGCAAGGUUGGCGAACCUUUCAGUGGAAGAAGCCAUUGGUAUUUUACUUGUAUUAAGAAAAAAACAAUUCUUUAGUCCUUCUGCAGCCGUCGUCGUCAUAUCGAUGGCGUCAGCGAGUCAAUAUGAUUCUCGUCGUCAUAGUAAUAUGGCGCAAACGCGUCCAAAUUUUUUUCAUAUUGAUGUCAUUUUGCUAUUAUGAAUGUGAAAAAUCCAGAUUUGGUUAGCCAUUGAGUUGAUAUGACAAUUUCACAGUUGGCUGUUAGCCAAUCAGAAACCAGGAAUUUUUUAAAUAAAUAAUAAUAAUAUUUAUCCAGGUGCCCACGUCAUACAGUAGUACAUGUUUUUCAGUGGGAUCCUGCAUCGCAGAAAUAGAAUUAAUCAUUUACAAUAUUGUCAAUAUUAAAACAGUAUAAAAACCUUUUUCUUGCUACCUUAGAACUGUGCUCAAGCUGUCAGAUUGAUUUCAUCACUGGAAGAUGAAGCAGAAAAACUUCGGUGAGGGCUGCAAUUGGUUGAGCUUAUUAUUAUCGAUUUGUUAUUGUUAUUAUCAUUAUUAUCGUUUUUCUUAUACUGUAUAUGCAUCAUGUUUGCGCUUUAAAUAUUUUUGUAGAAAUCUACAGUACAAGCUGCAGGAAUUGCAUGAUGUCGUUACUGCCGACGAUGCAGCACUCGUGCAAAAGAAUUUUCAAUAUAAGGUGACAAUUCUGCAUAAAAAAAACAGUUCAAUUAAUAUUUAUGGAAAUUCUGGCUUUUGUAGGAAAUUUAUAUCCAUUCAAAUAUUUGUCCACAAAUAUUUGUCUAGGGACCUGUUCCCAUGCCAGAGUUACAAAUGCCGUCAUGUAAAUUUCCUCUUGUCGUCAGCAGUUGUUGCUAGAAAUCAAGAACAGUAGUCAAUGUAGUUUCACGUUCGUAAUUUCAAACAAGAACGGAUGUCGCCAUCACCAUAUCGGCUCGUUUGACGUUUUGUCAAAAAUAUCGCUUGCUUGAGCUCACUAUUAAAGGUUGCAGUGAUUCUGUCUGUUUUUCGUUGCUCUUCAACUUAAUCAUUUACUUCCAUUUUUAGAACGUUAAACGUCAACUUACCUCGCAGAAUGAGAAGCUAAACAGAUUAGAGCGAACAAAUGAGAAGAAAUUCUCGGCGAAAAAUGAUGAAUUUGAACUUAGGAGAAAGUAUGAAACUAUUAGAUGAAUUUUUUGGAGCAAAUACAACUAAGGAUAACUAUCUACAAUUCAAAUAAUAAUAACAUUUCCGGAAACACCAAUAGUGAAAAAGUUGACAAAAAUGAGGUCUUAUACUAUAAGGAUAGCUAUAUUAUACAUUUCUUAGAAUGACCCAAAUUAUAUUACACAUACCAAAAAUCUUACUUGCGUUCUACCGCAGUGUUUCGAUAUUGUAUUAUAAUACACGGGUGUAUACCCGUUAUUUUGCUCUUAUAGAAAUGCUGAAUCGUUGGAAAAGAACUUGAAAAACUGUCAGGAAGAGAUUUCCCAGAUUAACAUAGAAUUUCAAGAAGUUGUAAAAGCGGUAGGACUUCAUAUUGAAUGUAAUAUAUCUUGUCAACUCUCAUUUUAGAUUGACCAGGGCUUAAUGUCAAUUAAUGUGCUAAAAUGUUGCCUUAAUUCAAUUUCAGUUGAAUGAAAUGGAAGAUGAUCACGUUAAUACAAUGGAUUCUAUGGAAGAUGCAUAUCAACAGUUGAUCACAUCGGUAUAAAUAUAAAAAAUGAAAAACAUUACUUUGCCCAUUGUCCGACAAAUGUGCAACCACUUUUUGUCUCAGCCGAACAUUAGCAAUUCCCAGCAAAAUAAUUCUUUACAGGCAGGCCUGUUAAAUAUAAAUAUACUAUUAAUGAUAAAUAUUUUUUUCUUAACAGAUCAAUAAUUAUCAUGGCAUGUUGGAAGAAGGAUGCAAACGUCUCCUGUCCACAUUAACUUGAGAUGAGUUAUGGAAAUAAUAGACAGAUUUAGAUCGAGGACGCGGACGUCAAAGACGACGUGAAAUGGCGUGUUAUGCCCAUAUAUGUAUAUGCCACGCCAUUUUCACGCCAUUUUCACGUCGUCUUUGACGUCCGCGUCCUCGAUCUAAAUCUAUCUAAUAUUUAGACACGACGGAAAAUGAGUAUGCUGCACGCUCGUGUAUGACACUGCGGGCUCAUUUAGUAAAUGUUUCUCGUUUUGGGGGGAUUUCUUUUGACCAAAUGGAAACUGUUUAUCUUUUGAUUUCGUCUUUCUAAGGCUACGUUUACACUGUACCGGAUUUGUUCUAUUUGGUACCAUUUGUAAAGACAUAUGGUACAGAGUAAGCUAUGUUGACUUUUGUCUUCACCAGUAUAAUUGGUAUAUUUAAUAUCCAGAACAGGGUAACAUGUUUAUGCUUUAAACUAACAGCCUCUAUUUGUACAAUUUUUAUUUUAAAAGUUAGUUUUUAUAUUAAACACGUUUUUGGGAUCACUGUGCAUGGAAAACGUCAAAGACCGUUCUGUCACUAAAUAUUUCCUGCGCUUUACAAGUUAACUGCUGCAUUAUUUUUUCACAUUAUUGUCCGUUUGAAAAAUAUAAAACAACUGGUAAUUGAAAACGGUUUAAGCUGGUACCUGUUGCACGCAAGUCGUUCAAAUUAUGUGAAUGUAUAUAUAUACGAAUAUAUGCAUUACAUGCAAAUUUAGUGUCUUAUAAAUACAACGGAAUGAAACGAAAUCUUUUCAACAUUUUAUUGUUCUUGAUUUGGUGCGUAAUACGCAGUGCCUAUGGAUUCCAUUGGCCCGUAUUUCCAACAUAUUUUAGAUCCGAUUUGACUUUGGGUGACGAUCACAAGCGCGGAUUUCCGAAUUGUCCUUCGUGCGUUUACGAAACGAAAUGGUUCGACCAAAACAUAGAUCAUUUUACUUUUAUAAACAACACUACGUUCAAGCAACGAUAUCUGAUCGAUAAAUCAAAUUGGAAACCAGGCAGUGCGAUCUUCUUCUACUGCGGAAAUGAAGCUGAUAUUGAAUUAUUUGCCAGAACAAUGGGAUUACUGUGGGAAAUAGCACCGGAUUUUAAUGCUAUGUUAGUAUUUGCAGAGCAACGGUAUCAGGGAAGAAGCUUACCAUUCGGUGUGAAAUCUCUCUCCGAUCCUAUGUAUACCGGCUACUUAACCUCGUCGCAAGUGCUCGCUGAUUAUUCUAAACUUAUUCAUUUUAUAAAGUCGAACAUUGCUGGGGCAAAGGAUAGUCCAGUUGUAGCAUUUGGUGGAUCGUUAGGCGGUCAGUAUUCUGCUUGGUUGAGAAUGAAAUAUCCAAGUAUUAUUGCUGGUGCGAUCGCAUCUUCCGCCCCGCUAUUUCAGUUUUCUACAGAUUGUGGAACGCAAUAUUCCCUAGUCACUAAAGCCUUUGUAAAAGAUGGCGGUCGCGCAUGCGUUGAGGUCAUUCGCAGAUCGUGGCAAAUUCUUGAGCAGUUCAGUUUGAAGAAGGAAGGACUCGAGUUUAUCUCGAAGACAUUUUCACUAUGUGAACCUUUAAAGAAGUUCGAAGAUAUAUACCAACUUCGCGAUAAACUCGCAUUAUCAUACCUGUUCCUUGCUAUGGAGAAUUAUCCUCAUCCUACGAGCUCAAAACCUGCUUGGCCCAUAAAAGCCGUGUGUAGUACCAUCAAGGAUGUUAAGAGAGACGCCCGGGAACUGAUUACGGACUUAGCGAACGGAAUGUCAGUGUAUUUCAACCAUUCAAAAGCUUUAAAAUGUCUCCAUUUACCAAAGAAUGGCAAGGAGUUUCUGGGAUCUUGGAAUUAUCAAUCCUGCACUGAAAUGUUGUAUCCUUUGUGUUCGGACGGAGUCCAUGAUAUGUACUACAAGUCAAGUUGGGAUGUUAAUGCCAUGUCGAAAAUUUGUGAGAAAACCUGGGGGGCGAAGCCUGAUCUAAGUCGAGUGAAACUUCAAUACGGUGAUCGAGAUAUCGCAGAGCACUCCAAUAUCGCAUUCAUUAAUGGAGAUAUUGAUCCGUGGGCUGGUGGUGGCGUACUCGUCAACAUUUCUGAUUCAAUGGUUGCUAUUAACAUUGAGCAUGGUGCCCACCAUUACGAUCUUCUUUUCUCACAUAAGGAGGAUCUUCCCUCUGUUAAAGAAGCACGCCAGCAAGAAAAGUUUUAUAUACAGUUGUGGAUUAAAAAGUGGAAAGAAAAGUUACUAAGAGUACAACAAUUGGAUAAUGAAAAAAAAUAG